Molecule: messenger RNA, 3467 nt
Organism: Plectropomus leopardus (leopard coralgrouper)
Lineage: Eukaryota; Metazoa; Chordata; Actinopteri; Perciformes; Serranidae
Gene: prdm1b
Product: PR domain containing 1b, with ZNF domain
Biological process (GO): regulation of transcription by RNA polymerase II; cell fate commitment
Cellular component (GO): cytoplasm; nucleus
Molecular function (GO): DNA-binding transcription repressor activity, RNA polymerase II-specific; protein binding; RNA polymerase II cis-regulatory region sequence-specific DNA binding
Source: RefSeq, a predicted model, not a curated record
UUGUACAGUGUCAAGAUGAAGCUGGAAAGCACACUGGGAGACAUGAGCGGGUGGAGGGAGGUGGACUUUGUCCUUAAUUGCACCUACAUUGUGCCGGACCAGGUGUCAGACCCCAACUUUAGCCUGCCCAAAGCCAUGACGUCCAUCCCACGAAACCUCACCCUCGAAUACGGCACAGACAACGAGGUGAUGGGCGUGUUCAGCAAAGAAUAUAUUCCUCAGGGGACUCGCUUUGGCCCUCUGCAAGGGGUCAUCUACACCAAAGAUAAUGUCCCCAAACAGGCCAACAGGAAAUAUUUCUGGAGGAUUUACAGCAGUGGGCAGCUUCAAAACUUUAUUGAUGGCUACGAUGUCCACAGAAGCAACUGGAUGCGUUAUGUCAACCCGGCCCGUUCUCUGGCCGAACAGAACCUGGUGGCGUGCCAGAACGGCCGCGACAUCUACUUCUACACCAUCCGACCGGUGGAGCCCGGCCAGGAGCUGCUGGUGUGGUACAGCCAGGAGUUCGCCCAGAGGCUCUGCGGCCAGCAGGUCGACAGCAAACAAAAAUACAUAAGUUCUGAUGACGAGUUGGAGUACACCAAACAGCACCUACCUCAGCAGACGUGGCUAACUGAAAGAACAAAAGAGGAAGUUAAGGAAGAGAGGGAUGAAGAUGGGGAGGAAAAGAUUGACGUGGAGAUGCUGGAGAGAGACACUCCGCCUGACACGCCUGAUGACCAGAUCAUGGACUUCAGCAAGAAAGUUGAGAAGGAGGAGAGCGACAGAGAUCCAGAAGACCAGAGGAUCAUUCCUUCCCCUCAGCCUGAACACAGAGAGCCCAGCUUGGGCUUAAAUCACCCGUAUUUACCAGAUCACCAUCCUACAUUCCCAUCUCAGCACCGAAACCUCCCUCUUCACCUCCACGGCCUCUACAGGGAAGGUGUUUCCUCUUAUCCUCUAUACCCCCCAUCCCGACCCAUUCAGCCAAAUUACCAGCUCCUUCCUCCCUACAGCCCGCACUAUCCUCGCCUUCUCCUCCCCUCGUAUUCCCCUCCCUUCCCUGGGAUGCUUCCCUCAAGAGGACCCCUCCGAUACAGCAGCUAUUUGGGCACAGAUGGACUCCCAUAUCCACCCAUUGGGCCCCCAAACCUGCUGCCAGUGUCGCUCCCCUACCCUCCAUCUGCACAGGGAGGUCUUAAAGAGCUAAAGCCAAAUGUGUCGCCACCACAAGGCGCGCCAGCCACCCCAGAACUCUCCCCUCUCCCCAAACCCGACAGUCAGCAUCAGACGUCUGAGCAGUCGUCAUCUGGAUGCGAAGAAGCCAUGAAUCUGAGCCUGGGGACAGUCAAAAGCAACAUAGUGACACGUAACGGCCCCGGCCACAAGUCACUGCCCUAUCCGCUGCAGAAGCAGAACGGGAAGAUCAAAUAUGAAUGUAAUAUCUGCUCGAAGACUUUUGGACAGCUGUCGAACCUCAAGGUCCAUCUCCGAGUUCACAGUGGCGAGAGACCGUUCCAGUGUAACCUAUGCAAAAAGAGCUUCACUCAGCUGGCCCACCUCCAGAAACAUCACCUAGUCCACACGGGAGAGAAGCCACACGAAUGUCAGGUGUGUCACAAACGCUUCAGCAGCACCAGCAACUUAAAAACACACCUGCGCCUCCACUCGGGGGAGAAACCGUAUCAGUGCAAACUGUGCAACACCAAGUUCACCCAGUACAUCCACCUCAAACUGCACCGCCGGCUCCACAGCAGCCGCGACCGGCCCCACCGCUGCCAGCUCUGCGCCCAGGCCUUCUUCCACCGCUUCUCCCUCCGCAUCCACCAGUGCAGCUGCUGCCUGGCCAACGCUCCCGUCAACAUGCACAUGAAACAGAUGGUGGAGCGGUUCGACGCCAGCCAGGAGGCCGACAUGCUCACGGAGGCGGCGUCAGCAGCCCAGGUAGAGGAGGCGGUGGAGCGCUGGUUGGCUCGUACCUUGGAGGGUGAGGGCAAGGAGGACCAGAAGGAGGCGACCAUACUGCUGAAAGCUCUGACGGGGGCAAUUAACGCACCACCAAUGCCCACAGCCCAAUCAGCUACAUCACACCACAGCCCCCAACUGGCCUAUCAGGAGAGGGCAAGUGUUGUUCAUCUCCACCAACGGCCGACAGUGAAGACGGAAGGACAGUGAGAAAGACGAUGGAAUUAAAAAAAAAAAAAGGACAUACAGCAUACCAUUAACCAAGGAAGCAGAUGUCGCCAAAUAAAACUCCCUUAUAGUCCACAGAGGGCGAUAAAGGGAAUAUAAACUUUCAAAAUCCAAUGAGCGCAGCACCAAAACAAGAGCAUUCCAAAGACUGGGUGAGGGUAUUAGUGAUUGUAAAUCCUCACAAAACUCAGAGGAGGAUGUUGUUAAACUGUGAAGUAUUUAAAAUUCUUUUCACUCAGGUAGAGAAAUGUUUGCUUUUUUGUGCUUUAACUUAUUACUUUUAUUUUGAAAUUUGAGUUAUCUAUAUUUAUUUAGUUGUAUCAUAGUUUGUUUUUACUGUUAGUGUUUAUUUUUUUCCUCUGUGUGUUGAUCAAAUCUCCUUGGAAAACCACAAACGGUCUCAGGAUGAUGUAAUAAUGUGGCACAAACCUGUGAGCUUGUUUGAGCGUCGGGAUGCAUGUGUACAAGGAGUGGGAGCAUUUGUGACUGACAGGGCACAAACCGGCUUCCUGUGCUUCAGCUUUUUGCAACUGUUUUUAUUUAUUUAUAAUUAAAAAAGGGAAAAAUCAGGGAUCUUGAAACAGUGUUAGUGAGCAAUUGCCAAAAUGACAAUCACAGAACAUGAAUGUGUAGCAGUGUUUCUGGAUCAUUAUUCAACCCAUUCUGACACGGGAAAGUUCAUAAAAAGCAUUAUUUACCAUUUGCCACUUUUCACAGCUAAAUUCAAUCUAUCAAAGACACACUGAGUGAAUAUGUACUCAAGAUCUUCUUUCUUCUUGCAAUGUUUUUAUGUUGAAACUUAACGCUGAGUAACUAAGUGGAAUCAUUAUGUAGCUUUUUACUGGAUGUAAAUGUUUCACAUAUUCUUACAUACAAAGCUUUACUGUAAAUGUUUGUAAACUCCAGCUUCAUCCAAAUCUUCAUUCAGACAUUGGUACCUCGUAUUCAGCAUCUGACAUAAAAAGCUAGCAACAUAGGAGCACAAUUUUCUAACACUGUUCAUAUUUCCAUCACAUAGCACUGUAAUAAAAAUGCAAUUUCUGUAGAUUUGUGUGCUUUUGGUUGUUACCCAGAACCAGCAGACGGGUACUGUUCUUGAAAAUUCUACUACUGAGUCAGUAAUGUACUUAUUUUUUCAUUUUCUUAGUGUUUUUUUUAUGUACAAUAUGUUUGUCAUUGUAGUUUAUUUUUUGGAAACAGGUUAUUAAAUGUUGAGAAUUUAUACGUGAGAGACUAUUUUGAUGAUACUUUUAUAUUUACAUGAUGUAGCAUAUUAAAGAUAUUGUUUCUAUACA